This is a messenger RNA of Tarenaya hassleriana, 1774 nucleotides long. Its product is annotated as inactive glucose-1-phosphate adenylyltransferase small subunit 2, chloroplastic. NCBI's taxonomy places the organism in Eukaryota, Viridiplantae, Streptophyta, Magnoliopsida, Brassicales, Cleomaceae. Gene Ontology annotation, molecular function: glucose-1-phosphate adenylyltransferase activity. The transcript is spliced from 9 exons. The record is from RefSeq and is a predicted model, not a curated record. Gene Ontology annotation, biological process: glycogen biosynthetic process. Bases 146 to 1705 code for a protein of 519 amino acids.
UAAGCAAAGGCAAAGCUAUAUGUCUGAAACAGGACGUGUCGGGCGGUCCGUACAACCAUUCCACGCCCUGACAUAAUCCAGACCCAUGCCAUGAAGAAACCUCCCGGAAAUAUUCUCUCACGUUUCCUUCUCCUUCUUUAAGUAAAUGAUCGUUCUUUCCCGAUCGUAUGACGAACUGAAGAUAGGGAGAAAAAACAGGGCUUCAAAGAUCAAGAUUUGCCCAGGCUUUUUUUUUUUUGGAUUCUUGCUCGUAGAUCUUCAAAGCAUGCAGAUUCAUCCUCCUUCGAGUUGUUCUACCAAUUUGAAUCCCCCGAUUCUGGGAUUGACUUCUGUUCAUCACCAUAGACAGAAACUGAAGCUUCUUCCCAGUUUAUGCCCUACCCUCUCUGUUUCCAAUUCCCAUCAGCUUCAGCUUCCUCUCAACCAGAGCGUGGCGGCGAUAGUGUUCGGAGGAGGAUCAGACCCUGAGCUUUAUCCUCUGACAAAGACGAGAGCCAAAGGGGCCAUUCCCAUAGCAGCGAACUACAGACUCGUCGACUCGGUUAUCAGCAACUGCAUCAACAGCGACAUCGGCAAGAUCUACGCCAUCACCCAGUUCAACUCGACUUCUCUCAAUUCACACCUCUCCAAGGCUUAUUCCGGAUCUUGCCUGGGAAAAGACGGUUUUGUCGAAGUCAUUGCCGCUUAUCAGAGCCCCGAAAACCAUGGGUGGUUCCAGGGAACUGCUGAUGCAAUAAGAAGGUGCUUGUGGGUGUUGGAAGAGUUUCCCGUUACAGAGUUUCUGGUUCUACCUGGGCAUCAUCUCUACGUGAUGGAUUACAAGACAGUCAUUGAAGCUCACAUAAGAAGUGGAGCCGACAUAACUGUCGUUGGAUUAACCUCUGUCACGGAACAAGACCCGGGUUUCGGUUUUAUGGAAGUUGACGAAGCAAACUAUGUCGCCAGAUUCACCAUCAAACCAGACAAGGACCAGCAAGAUUCCAUACCUACGGUACAGGAGGAAGAAAGAACGAGAAGAAACAUUCCGAGUUCGGGGAUUUACGUCGUGGGCAGAGAACAAAUGGGGAAACUUUUGAGAGAAUACUUCGUCGAGGCGGAUGACUUUGCGAGCGAAAUCAUUCCAGGUGCUAUAUCGAAAGGCAUGAAGGUGAAAGCUCACAUGUUCGACAGAUACUGGGAAGAUGUGAAAAGCAUCGGAGCAUUCUACAAAGCCAACAUGGAUAGCAUUAAGACAUCGAGUUCUGGAUUCAAGUUCUAUGACAGAAACUCUCCUAUCUACUCGAUGCCUCGGUGUGUGCCUCCGAGUUCCAUAACCGAGGCCGUCAUAACGGACAGCAUCGUCGGAGACGGUUGCAUUCUCAAUAGAUGCGUCAUCAGAGGAUCAGUGGUGGGAAUGAGGACGAGAAUCGCAGACGAAGUCAUCGUUGAGGACUCUGUCAUCAUGGGUGCAGACAUCUACGACGCCGAAGAAUGUAUCAAUGGCAAAGACAGGGAAGAACACGUCGAUAUCCGAAUAGGGAUCGGUGAAAAAACCCGAAUAAGAAAGGCUGUCGUAGAUAAAAAUGCAAGGAUCGGUAAAAACGUUAUGAUUAUGAAUAGAGACGGAGUGGAGGAAGGAGAUCGAGAGGCUCAUGGUUACGUCAUCAGAGAAGGAAUCGUAGUAGUGAUGAGGAACGCAGUGAUAGCAAACAAUUCCAUCUUAUGAAUUUCAUUCUAUUUUUUUACAUUCAUUAUUCUUAUAUGUAAAACAAAAAUUAUAAAAUAAAAUGGUAUA